This is a messenger RNA of Desarmillaria tabescens, 1365 nucleotides long. Its product is annotated as Bystin-domain-containing protein. The transcript is spliced from 8 exons. Bases 1 to 1365 code for a protein of 454 amino acids. The record is from RefSeq and is a predicted model, not a curated record. Gene Ontology annotation, molecular function: snoRNA binding. Lineage: Eukaryota; Fungi; Basidiomycota; Agaricomycetes; Agaricales; Physalacriaceae. Gene Ontology annotation, cellular component: nucleolus; preribosome, small subunit precursor; cytoplasm. Gene Ontology annotation, biological process: rRNA processing.
AUGCCGCGUGCGCAAAAACCAACAGGAAAGUCGAGACACGAUCCGCUGCAUGUGCAGCUCGACGGAGACGAAGUAGAAGCGAAGUAUGGUCGCGUAUCGAAGCCAGGGAAGAGGAGAAAGUCUCGCAAAGCAGAGGCGGACGAUGGUGACGACGACGAGGUGAUCCUCGACUCAAAAACAUCCAAGCGGAUAUUCGAGCUUGCCAGGGAUCAGCAGGAAGAGCUGGGACUUGUGGACGCCGACGAUGAAGAUGAUGUAGGCUCCGACGACGCACCUUCAGCUUUUCAACGACCUCGAAUGGAUGUUGACGACGAAGAAGAAGAUGAAGACGAGGAUCCUCAAGGGUACGAUGAAGAUGUCGAGGAAGUUUUUGAAAUCGAUGCUGGAGACAUGGAAACACUGGACGCCCUUUUACCUGCGAAUUCCGGCGAGCGAAAAACAUUGGCGGACCUGAUUUUUGCCAAGCUUGAUGGCGCAGACACUCAGAACGCAGCCGUCAUACAAAAAACGCGGCAAGACCCGGAAAAUCCGGAUCCCGCUUUGGGCUUGGAUCCACGCGUAGUGGAAGUGUAUACAAAACUCGGCUUAUUCCUUCAAAAAUACAAGUCUGGCCCCCUUCCGAAGAUCUUCAAGGUUAUACCCUCUCUCCCAGCAUGGGCACGCAUGCUUGCCCUCACCCACCCUGAAAACUGGUCUCCACAUGCAUGCCGUGCCGCCACCAAGAUCUUCAUUUCGAAUAUGAAGCCCCCUCAAGCACAGCUGUUCCUGAGCGUAGUCCUUCUUGAUGCCAUCCGUGAAGAUAUCCAACAGAACAAGAAGCUCAACGUACAUUAUUACGAAGCGCUGAAACGGUCUCUAUACAAACCCGGUGCCUUUUUCAAGGGCAUCAUUUUCCCCAUGUUGGACCAAGGAUGCACGUUGAAAGAAGCGGCGAUCGUCGCAUCAAUACUUGCUCGAACAAAGAUACCGGUGCUCCAUGCUUCAGCGGCUUUACUUAGAAUAGCCGAGAUGGACUACACGGGACCCAACUCUCUUUUCAUCCGAGUCUUGAUUGACAAGAAGUUUGAGUUGCCAUACAAAGUUGUUGACGCUCUGGUCUUCCAUUUUAUCCGACUAUCCAAUACAUACAAAGCAUCGAGCCGCGGCGAUUCCGAUAAACUUCCUGUGCUUUGGCACCAGAGUCUUCUAGUUUUCGCUCAGAGAUACGCGUCGGACUUGACACCCGACCAGAAGGACGCGCUUUUGGAUGUUGUGCGUGCCACACCUCAUGCACAGAUAGGUCCGGAGAUUCGCAGAGAACUGGUUACGUCCGUUGUCAGAGGUGCGCCCCGUGAACAGGGCAAUCAGGACGUCGAGAUGUCUUAA